Cydia splendana is the source of this 4111-nucleotide messenger RNA. RefSeq lists its product as uncharacterized. Lineage: Eukaryota; Metazoa; Arthropoda; Insecta; Lepidoptera; Tortricidae. The record is from RefSeq and is a predicted model, not a curated record. The transcript has 5 exons. The coding region runs from base 201 to 920 and encodes 239 amino acids.
GUCUAUGUCCUCAGUUGAAGUUUGGGCGGUUGACGGGAAGGUUGUGUGAUUUUGAGUUUUGAUUUGGAUUUUGUUUCGUAGUCUAAUUUCGUUUAUUUUCCUGAUUAUCAAAUAAAAUAGGUACAACUUAUAUUUACUUAGACGCUAGUAGUAAAUACAUAUUUUUGUGAGUGCUGUAAACGUAGUAACUUGACGGCAAAAUGCAAGAAACCGUUACAACCUCGACGGAGCGUAAAUCUUUGUUGUCUUCGUUCCUGGACGUCCUGGAGGCGCAAGGCAAAGCAGCCCAGGCGGAGCGGCAGCUCCAGGAGGAACGCUACAGGCGCCGUACGCAAAGGAUCUACGAAUACCAUGACCGACAACGGCGCGAGGUAGCGGAGCUGCGCCGCUGCCUGGACUAUGUCUCACAGCACGCCCAUGUCCUGGAAACAGUGUUACGUGGAGCAGGCACCACUUCCACUGGUAGUGAUGAGGUCCCAUUGAGUGCUCACUUGGUAAAGCAAGCGGCGGGUCUCCAGCGCUGCAUGGCUCAAUGCGUCGCCAACGCGGCCACUAUACGCUCCGCCCUGGCUUCUACGCACCAGCCUGUUAUGGAUGCCAUGCUUGCCAAAAUGGAAGCAGAGUUGCGGUCGUGGACGGCGUUCCUGCACCGAGCGGUCGACGCCACGUACAACUCCGAGAUCGUCAUAGACAACCUGCACAAUAUGAUCGCGGAGCAGCGUCGCUACGUGCGCGAUGUAACAUCAAGCGGCGUGUUCACGGCGCUAUGCGCGGAGGCGGACGCAGAAGCAAGUGCAAGCGAGACCGCGAGCGCGGGUACGGGCGCGGAAGCGGAAACAGAAGCUGAAGCGGACCGCACGCCACGCUCGCCCCUCGAGCGCCGCCCGCCUUCCUCUUGCAGCACGCCUUUGCACAACUAGCGAGUAACAUGCUUCAUACUAUCAUACUCCACUGUUCCCGUGCCGAACAAAAAUGAUGCAUUAACUCCCGGUCACAAGACACUGCGCUGCAUCGUCGCAACAUCUGUCAAAAACAAUUGAAUAUUUAUGGCCUGAAAUAAGGCCUCCCAAUGCGGCGCACGCUCCGCACGAAUGCGAAGCGUGGACAAACCCAUAAAAGUUGUCUAAACUAGUGUAGAGUGCGCUGCUAUGGAAGCGUUGAUCUUAAAUCUUAAUUUCCGUGCGGUGUGAGUUACCGAAAAACAUUUCCGCCUGUACUCGUAAGCCGCGUAUAGCUGUGAUGGGAUGUAUCUGCUCAAAGCUACAGUAUUGCUAGCCUUGGCGUCUAAAUUAUAUUUUUAUGAUUUUGUAAUCGCCUGACUGUGCUAUAUAUAGCCGGACGUGGCUCCAGUACAAACCGCACUGCCUUAGCGUGUGUUCAUCGCCCAAGUGUUCGUGUUCGUUCGUUGUUCAGAUCUUAUAGAUGUCGUGUUAUAGAAAUAUUGAAUGUUUAGAAGCUUUAUCGUUCGCGCUCGGAGCGGUUGUCGCCAAGCGCGCAGCGACUUUGGGCUCAGCUCCACAGGAACUAACUAAAACUGUAUACAAUUUUGUAUUAAUAACGAUGUUUUCGGUAUGUCUUAUGCGUGACCAAAUGUGGAAGUCACGACACGACACAAAGUUGCAAACGUAUGUUAUUGGCGUAUGUAGAACUAUGCCCUUUACCCAAACAGGUUAUGGAAAGUAUAUCCGGCUCGAAGGACCAAGUACUAACUAAAGUAGAAAGUGUUCGUUUCGUUAAGGAAGUGAAAAUAGGUUGAUAUAAUAUAUCGGUAUAUUUUUGUCUAAUCAACUUCAAAGUUCUGCGUGCUUGGCAUCGAUGGCGCUCAGCGCAUCAAUCAUGAAUCGAAGAAAUUAAACAAUUUUUAAUCUCUAUGAAAUUGUGAAUUGUAAUGUUAUAUAUACGUAAUUUUAAUGUUAUGCUUGUUCCCUAUGAAAUUUAUCAGUUAUUCUAUUGGAAUGUAUGCAUCAAUAUCGUUGUAAUACACGUUUUCGAUACGUUUACAAUAAUCUCGAGCGGGCCGAUCUGAUCGGUAGUGUUCUUUUUGCCUUUUUUGCACGUUUUUUGUGGCAAUAGGUAACCUUUUGACCGCCACGGCUGGUCAAACAAACAAUUUCAUUCAGUCAUUUUUUGCCAAUGAUAUGGAAAAAGUAGACACCCGUGGCGUUUAGAAGGUUAUGUUAAAUACAUAUUUGAGUAUAAGGACAUAUAUAAGCAGUAUUAUUUAUAAAGAUAAAUUUGAUAUAGUUAGAGUUAGAUAUAAUCACGUUAUGUACCAUGGACACAUCUAUUGUGACCAUUUCUGCUUAACAUAAAUAUCAAGUUUGUAUAGCACUAUAGGUAUAUAUUUGUUAUGUAAUAGUAUUGUAAUUGUAUACUAAACAAGUGUUGCCAAAUUUUCCUUAGAUCGGGCUGUGCCCGCGUUCUACCUCCGUCUUUUUUCUUGCAUUUACUUUUAUAUUCUUUAACCCAAUCAAUAAGGAAUGUGGUUUUGACAAAUACUGUAUACUGUACUAAUAUUUGAAACAAAUUAAAAAAAAACUACAUAAGAGACAUCAAGUAAUUCAGAAAUACGAUUCAUCGUCAUCAUAUUCCUCGCGUUGCCCCGGCGUUUUGCUACGGCUUAAUAGCCUGGGGAUCACAUUGCAACGAAUCUCAAUAACAAAUUAAAAAAUGCUACGGCUAUCUCUCAACACUGACUUGCUGAUUGGGUUACUAACAUGAAUAAUAAUAGUAACAUAUUUUUCUACUCAACUAUUGCAAAGUUUUUGGUAAAUUGGGUACGACAGGGACGUAAUGCGGUAGGCACUUUAGACAUUUUAGUUACGUAAUUUUUAGUCGAAUAAUCGCUCGAUACGUCGCGCACUGACUGUAGAUGCUACUUCAGUUGAGGAUCCUCGAAACGGUUUGAAACAUGUCGAUCGAUUAUUUGGCUCAAAAUUACGUGAACACUUCACUCAUUUUAAUCUUUUUAUAUACGAGUUGUACCUCUAGUAUUUAAAUAGUUGCCCGAGAGUAACUGUCCAAGUAUUCUCGCUCAGACUAAUGAGUUGACCCCUAACUAAUUAAUUGCCGCCGCGUUAAAGUCCCUUUUGCCCUGGUCUUGUGUAAGGCGUUUGCCGUCGCCUGUGAUAAUUCAACGAAGCAUAGCAGACGUUAAUUAUAUUUCUAUAUAUUCCAUGUUUUCCGGGACCUAUCGAUUUUCUUGUUAUAGAGCGACUUGUCAAAAAAGCUCAUUUUUCUAAAUACAAUUAAUUAUAUGUGAAAUAGAUCAGAAACGAGCUCGUUUGACAAAACGACUCCUCAGUUACUAGUUUAUAUUAAACUGUGUUCAUUGCUCCAAAAGUCUUAUCGUACCACGUUUAUAAAUCAAUGAACUUUUCUGAACUAUUACAACUGUUAAAAUCCUCCGGGUUUAUAAUAUAAUAUUUAGCUAGUAAGCCUACCUAUAAAGACUUUUGGAGUUUACUGUAUGAGCGGCCGCGGCGCGCGGAAAGGUCGUCAGAUGUCUGUUUGUUUAGCUGAACAAUAGCGAGGUUGUAUCUCGUCUCCAGUGGUCUGUUAGACCAACUGUUCAAAGCUUGUACAGUCAAGGGUAUAACACUUUCUCUCAGUAGGUAUACCUAUUUGAUUGAAUUUAAGAUUGAUGUUUCGCUUGAUUCGUAAAAAUGCGCCAUAGCGGAGGGGAAAUGUAUUAAACAGACAAAAGAAGGCCUAAGCUUAAUUCUAUUUCCGACAACUUUUUAAUAGUUGGAUGCAUAUGUCUUGAUACCCUUGACUGUACAAGUGUACAUAGCGAGUAUGUCUGGAUCCAGGUACCUAUUACGAAGUGUUAAUAACGCGUGCCGCACUCGUAAUUUUACGCAUUUAUUAUUGUAAAACUUUUAAAAUAACUGCCUUUUUAUUAUAUCUUAUUCUAAAUAAUGUUGUUAGUAUAUCGAGAGAACUAGCGUAUGACGUAGCAUGCUGAAUGUAAUGCUGUGUUCACAUCCGCGUUUCGUUAAAUCAAUCUUCGGUGUGAACUCAGCAUAUGGAUAGCUUCUUGUAUUUACUGCCUUAUUCGUUUAAGAUCUGUCUUCGCAAUAUGAAAUAAAAUAUAUUAAGUUAGUUUUGA